Messenger RNA from Fusarium musae, 2007 nucleotides. RefSeq lists its product as uncharacterized. Gene Ontology annotation, biological process: DNA-templated transcription. Gene Ontology annotation, molecular function: DNA binding; zinc ion binding. NCBI's taxonomy places the organism in Eukaryota, Fungi, Ascomycota, Sordariomycetes, Hypocreales, Nectriaceae. The transcript is spliced from 3 exons. The coding region runs from base 1 to 2007 and encodes 668 amino acids. The record is from RefSeq and is a predicted model, not a curated record.
AUGUCUACUACUGAGAUAGAUCCUCCACCGUCUAAUCGCCGCAAAGGUCAGCAACUCGAGAAGCCUAAUUCUGCGAGAGUCAGAGCAGGGGCUAAACAACAAGAAGAGUAUGCCCCUAUUCUCGAUUUUGCUGUUCAAAUUAGUAACUCUUUCAGGAAUAAUCUCCAAGAAGGUCUUGAGGCAAGAUUGGCUCGCAUUGAGGAGCAGCUCCAAAUUGUUCUCAACGCUGCCAAAGAUGCUCAAACUGCCAGGCCGGAUGACCAAUCCAGUCCAAGUGACUCGGCGGAAUCAGUUCUCAACAAUACUGCAAAUUUCGAAGAAAUGGCGAAAAGGGGGUUUGCUUGGAAAUUCGAUCCAGUUAGCCCAGCAGUUUACCAAGGUCCUCAACCAAACAUUUUGGAAUUACCCCCUCUUGAUGAGAUUCUACCUAUAGUAGACCACUACUUCACCACCUUCAACGGCGUCGUUCCUCUCUUUCAGCAGCCAGAGUUCAUGAAGCUUCUUUCGACAUGGUAUAAACAGCCCGAAACACGAGAUAGAGCUUCGUGGGCUGCUAUUCAGACCGUCUUGGCCAUUGGAUAUCGCACUCCACAGCUCUCGCUACGGGACAGUCAAUCAGUGCAUAUUGAAAAGGCAGAUCAAUGUUUGAGGAAUGCACAGACUGUUGUGUCAGAGCUCGUCACGCGCGAUGAGGACUUGCUCGGCGUUCAGAUAUUAUUAGGUAUCGUGAUGCUGUUCCAGAAUAGUCGCGACCCGAAACCAGCGAGUGUUCUUAUUGGAACAGCGGUUAGGCUGGCGCAUAGACUCAAGUUGCACUCGCAAGAAGCGGCGAUGCAGUUUCCAGCUGCAGAGGCAGAGCAGAGAUCGCGCGUGUUUUGGAUUGCGUACACUCUUGACAAGGACAUUUGUCUUCGUGCGCAAACCCCUUCGUGCCAGUUCGAUGAAGACAUCGAUAUUAGUCUCCCUGCACCUGCACCACCAGAUAGCGUUGGCUUGAUAUGGACGCAAAACGGCCAGGUGCACUUCAACUACCAUCGAAGGCGUGUGGAACUAGCUUACAUACAAGGCAAAGUGUACGAUCUUUUGUACUCGAACCGCUCAAGCAAGGUGACUGCCCAGGAGCGACAACGAAGGGUAACUCGACUUCAAUCUAUGCUUGAUCAGUGGUACGAGCGCAUUCCAAAUGUCUUUCAUAUCGAGCAUGUCGCUGCGACGGUGGGACCGAGCCAGCUUGUGCAGAUGACAAAGAUGCACCACGCUUUUCUGCUGACGGAAGUGAUGAUUCAUGGUAUUUACAGCCAUAAUGCUGAAUGGGUCAAGAGAAUCAGCUCUUUUAGUAGAGCUACGAUAACUUCUGUUGGAAACCUGGAGAAUAGGGGCUUUGGUGGCGCUGGGAAGUGUCAGGACCAAGCACCCCCUUUACCUGAGGGAUGGAAUCAUUGCGUGGACGUGAGCAGAGGGUGUAUGAAGCUAUUCCAGGAAGCUACACCGACAGAGUGUCUAAUUUGGUAUGUCAGUUACAGAGAGACUCGGGAUAUUACUGACCAGCGCAGGCAAUGUAGCUGCUCUCAUUUCUCCGCGCUCAUCGUCCUCCUCGCCAACAUGAUUCUCAACCCCGGCCACAACUCGAUCCACAUUGAUCAGCACCUCUCAGUAAAAGCGCUCGAUCUCUUCGACAAGCUUCUAAAGAUAAUUGACGACGAGGCAUUCAGAGCUUUGCGAAGUGUUGUUGGUGAACUCAGCCAGAGGGCGCAAACGGCUGUGGCGGUGUAUAGAGAGGAGCUGAAGGGAUCGGGGAAGGAUGUCUUUGAAGCACUGAACGUGGAUGAUGUGGCUGUGCGGGAGGCGGAUUUCUUACCGGCGGGGGACAUGUUUGAGGGGCUUGAGGGGCCGUUUGUGGGGUUGGACGGACCGUUUGUCGGGUUGAGUGGGGAGCUUGAGCGGGGCUUCGGAGACGGGAUGGGCUUCAUGGACGGCGGAGUGUUGGACAUGGAGUUUAUGAGAUGA